CGUAAUACCGUUUUUCCCGACAGCACUGAAAGGCAGCAACAGGAAGUAGUGCUGCUGAAGUCGUUCACGCGCGCUGCUGAUCUGCGGUCAGUGUGUGACUGAACUCCGCGGGAGAGGGUCACGACAGUGGGUGCGGACAAACCGAUUCCGGGCCAGCACUGAAAGAACGUAUCGUACCGGAAGUCGAAGUCGCUCCUGCGACGAGCAUAAAACUCGUAGUAGACACUAGUUAGUUAGUUAGUUAGUUGACGUACAGUAAGUAGAGUUAUUGCACAUAAACAACGACACCUGACUACACUGUCGUCCCGCCAGUUCGCCAGCCUGUAGUGAUGGACAAGCUUCGUCGCGUGCUGAGCGGCCAGGAGGAGAACGAGGAGCUGGGGCUCACUCAGGUCCUCGAUGCCUCCACGCUCAGCUACAGCACCAGGGUCAAGUGGUUCGUCAUAUGCUUCGCCGGAGGCAUCCUGUGCUCCAUACUCGGGUCAGCAUUGUUGUUCCUUCCAAAUGGAAUCAAGCUGUUCGCUGUCUUCUACACACUAGGGAACAUCGCAGCUCUUUCCAGCACCUGCUUCCUGAUGGGACCACUGAAACAGCUGAGGCGCAUGUUUGAACCAACAAGACUGAUAGCCACCAUUGUUAUGCUGCUCUGCCUUGUCUUAACACUUUGUGCAGUGUUUUGGUGGCACAAAAAGGGGCUGGCCAUUAUCUUCUGUAUCCUACAGUUUUUGGCAAUGACAUGGUAUAGCAUCUCUUACAUUCCAUUUGCCAGGGACGCUGUGAUGAAAUGCUUCACAACCUGUCUGAGUUAGGACUCUGGAGUCCACAAUUUCAUUGGAAGACUGGUCCCAAUAUGCAAACUGCAAGAACAGUGGCUUUGUAAAAUAUACAUCUACCUUGUUUAUACUGUAUUUCUCCAAAUUUUUACUGUGGCUGUUUCGUACUGUGAAUUUUUGCUUUUUGACCAUUAAUAACAUGACUAAUCAGUCUUCUGCUUCUGAUGUGACAGAAAAUAUUGCCUUUGAUGCUUAAUAUAUUUAAAGAUAUUUCUAUAAGGAUUUUAUACCAAUUACAUGCCGGGAAAUGAUUUAGAUUUUUGCUAUACAUUGUAUACCACAAUUGCCUUACCAUGGUGAGAACACACUUGUAUGAAAAAAAUGUGUUGACUUAUUGACCAACCGUACAUAUUCACAUCUUAAUCAUUUUUAAAGGCUGUUUUAACUUCUUACACAUAAACAUCAGAUUUAUGUCUGUGUAUGAGCCACUGAUGUUAAGAGGCUCUCACAAGCAUGUUUAUAUAUGAUUAUUUUCCCAGAGGCACGGCUUCUCUGAUGAUGCACUGGGAUAUGUGAUAGCUCACAGCCAUUUUAAGGUUGAUGGGGGUUUUUUUUUUUGCAGCUGAAGAGCUAAAAAAAGAAAAGAAAAAAAAAAGCUGCUUCUGUCUAGUCUGAUAUUCUUCAAUGUGCAUUUUAAGACAUCUGCCCCCUCCACUCCAGCCCCCGCUCAACAAAUUGCAUUAAAAUUGUUUCUCAUUUUUAAAUUUGAUUUACUGCCAGAUGUAGCCAUGACCCAGUUAAUUACGCUUUUCUGAGCAUUGUGAUCUUGACGUGACCUAAUAACCCAGUAUGGCUCGCACAGGGUUCCCCGCAUUGCUUCGGCAUCAUGGCGUAGCCUUUGAGGAUGUGGUUGUCAUGACAACCUCCUCCGGAAGAUUCGUAACCUUUGUCUACCCCCACGUAUGCUGUGCAGAUGUUCACAUUAUGAGAAGGUAUGUUUCAUUUUGUAAAUAUAUCACCAUGUUUUUGGUUUAAACUGGGGAAUAAAAAGAACUAAACCAUUUUA
This is a messenger RNA of Scophthalmus maximus (turbot), 1839 nucleotides long. It is a transcript of the gene sft2d1, whose product is annotated as SFT2 domain containing 1. The record is from RefSeq and is a predicted model, not a curated record. NCBI's taxonomy places the organism in Eukaryota, Metazoa, Chordata, Actinopteri, Pleuronectiformes, Scophthalmidae. The transcript has 8 exons. Gene Ontology annotation, biological process: vesicle-mediated transport. Bases 330 to 809 code for a protein of 159 amino acids. Gene Ontology annotation, cellular component: membrane.